GCGGCGGGGGCGUGUGCAGCGUGGUGUCCCACCUGGGCGGAGCUUUUGCUCUCUUCUCAAUUCCUUCCCGCUAUAAACGCAGCGCUGCAAAAGCUUCCCUCCAUUAAGCCUCCAGCAUUCAACUCCGCUCGUCUCCUCUGUGGUCAACCGCUGCCUCCACCCGCCAUGGACCCCAACUGCUCCUGUGCCACAGAUGGAAGCUGCUCCUGCGCUGGCUCCUGCAAGUGCAAAGACUGCAAAUGCUCCUCCUGCAAGAAGAGCUGCUGCUCCUGCUGCCCUGUGGGCUGCUCCAAGUGUGCCCAGGGCUGUGUGUGCAAGGGCCAGUCAGACAAGUGCACAUGCUGUGCCUGAUGUGAGGACACGGCUGCUCCCACGUGUAAAUAGUGUUGCUGGACCACCCCAGAGCUUUUCAUAUGGAUCCACCCUGUUUACUAAACCCCCUUUUCUAAGAUAUGUGUGAAUAAUAAAAGCCCAUUUGUUCUAA
This is a messenger RNA of Meriones unguiculatus (Mongolian gerbil), 484 nucleotides long. Its product is annotated as metallothionein-1. NCBI's taxonomy places the organism in Eukaryota, Metazoa, Chordata, Mammalia, Rodentia, Muridae. Gene Ontology annotation, molecular function: metal ion binding. Bases 166 to 351 code for a protein of 61 amino acids. The transcript has 3 exons. The record is from RefSeq and is a predicted model, not a curated record.